CGAGUCUUAAUCAGGAACAUACUCGGUUGAAUGAACUUACUCCCGGACGCGUUUCUGGAACCACACACCUCGAGUAAGCAAGGUUUGGGGUUAAUCAACCGAGAGCUCAGGGUUUAUCUGACGCCGGAAGUACCUGUGUGUCUCUACUGGGCUGACGGCAGCUGCGCUCUUCUUCAUUCGUCGCGGAACAGAAAUGCAGACAGACGUCCCGAUCAGAAGACAGACGAUCGAUCAUCAUCAUCAUCAUCACUGAUUACCCGACAGAGAUCAGUCAUGGCGAGCGAGCCGGUGAGUGUGGUCUUCAAGCUCUACUGCCUGACUGUCAUGACCCUGAUCGCCGCCGCAUACACCGUGGCUCUCCGCUUCACCAGAACCGUGUCCUCGGUCCUGUACUUCUCCACCACCGCCGUGUUCCUGACCGAACUCAUCAAGCUGCUGCUGAGCCUGGGGAUGCUGCUCAGGGAGAGUGGAGACUGGGGCCGCUUCAGGAGUGUGGUGGUCAGUAAUAUUCUCAGGAGUCCGAAGGAGCUGCUGAAGCUGAGUGUGCCGUCGGUGGUCUACGCCGUCCAGAACAACAUGGCCUUCGUGGCAUUAAGUAACCUGGAUGCCGCCGUCUACCAGGUGACGUAUCAGCUGAAGAUCCCCUGCACGGCGCUGUGUACGGUGCUGAUGCUCAGCCGCUCUCUGGGCCGCCUGCAGUGGUUCUCCGUCUUCAUGCUGUGUGGAGGAGUCACGCUGGUGCAGUGGACGCCGCCGCAGGCCACCAAAGUCCAGGUGGAGCAGAACCCGUUCCUGGGCUUCAUGGCGAUCGCGGUGGCGGUGCUCUGCUCCGGGUUUGCAGGUGUGUACUUCGAGAAGGUCCUGAAGAGUUCAGACACGUCUCUGUGGGUCCGAAACAUCCAGAUGUACCUGUCGGGAAUCGUGGUGACCCUCAUAGGGGUCUUUGUGACAGACGGGGCCCAGGUCCUGGAGAAGGGCUUCUUCUAUGGAUACACGCCGUGGGUCUGCUUAGUCAUCUUUCUGGCCAGCGUGGGAGGAAUGUACACGUCUGUGGUGGUCAAAUACACCGAUAACAUCAUGAAGGGCUUCUCUGCGGCCGCUGCCAUCGUCCUGUCCACCGUGGCGUCCGUCGUUCUCUUCGGCCUGCAGAUCACGGCGACAUUCCUCAGCGGAUCGCUGCUGGUGUGUGUGUCCAUCUAUCUGUACGGCCUGCCCAAACAAGACACCAGCAGAGUGCAGAAGCCCAGCACAGACGGAGAGGAUACACAGAAGCUCAUCGCAGUCUGAUGGACAGACACACAUCUGCUCUGCUGGACAGGAGGAGUGCGCUCUGACCGCUCUGUGUCAGACCGGAGCUUUGGUUUAUGUUGUUUUAUUUCUCUCUGUAUAGUUUCAUUUCUAGGUCUUGAUGCAGAUGCACUACAGACACUGAUGCCAAACCCUACACUGAAUGUACAUGUGCUCUUCAGACAGGUUUUUUUUUUUGUUUAGAUUGCCAACCUUAUUUGUUCAAGUGUUCUUAAAUAUUGACGUAAGAUGAACCUAAGGAUCCUUAUGGGUUUGGAUAGCUGUAAAUUCCAGAGCAGAUGUUGAAUCCCGUGUUUAGGUGUCUUCUCGUCAUCCAGGACGGUCUCUGAAUGUUCUUUCUUAAGGACUGCUGCGUUCGCACGCGGCCGUCUGAAUCCACAGACGUGAUUAAACACGAAGACAGACUACAGUGGGUGUGUUUACAUGCAUCUGUCCCAAUCAAUCCAGAUCCUCUUCAGAUGUAAAAAUACAUUAGUUUACGUGUGCUAUACAAAACUUUAUAUGAUGCGUUUAGAAAUGGAGAAAGAUGUCACUGGAGCUGCUGCCCUAUUAUGAAAAUGUUGAAAACUUAAGAAAAUAUUCAUAUUUACUUUUUUCAAGUAACUAGUAAAGUAAUGCAUUACUUUUAAAUUUAAAAUAAAAUAUCAGUUUCUUUUUCAAAUAAGUAACAUGUUAUUGUUUUUCCAUUUAAUCACCGACUCCUCUCCUGUUCCUGUGUGGAGAGAAAUCGGGAGUAAAGGCAGAGGCUUUUCCUUCAGUCCGAGGAUCAUUCAUUUCACUCUUGGUGCGAAAGAGCCUUUACAGUUGCCAAAAAUAUAACACUUGGAUUUUUUUAUUUAAAAAAAAUAAGCCCAGGUGACAAAAACUAACAUAACACAUUACUUUCCAAAAAAAUUAACUAAUGCAAUACACACAAUAUUACUUUUAAAAGUUACUUUCCCAACACUGUUUCCAUUGAUCAGUUAUAAGUGCGUAAACCUAUGCGUUAUUUUCCACAGCACUGCAGUUAUUUUGUAAUCCAGUUGAGAACAUAGGAUUCAGCGGUUUAUGAUGAAUUGAUUUACAUGAAGGCGCUGCUGUCUGAAUGAUCCAUCUAUUAAUGGAUGAUAGGGCAGCAUGCAAACGUAGCUUCUGUCUGGGUGUUUAUUUUGGAAAUGAGCCAUCCA
Molecule: messenger RNA, 2474 nt
Organism: Onychostoma macrolepis
Lineage: Eukaryota; Metazoa; Chordata; Actinopteri; Cypriniformes; Cyprinidae
Gene: slc35a1
Product: solute carrier family 35 member A1
Exons: 9
Coding region: 31-1287 (418 amino acids)
Biological process (GO): pyrimidine nucleotide-sugar transmembrane transport
Cellular component (GO): Golgi membrane
Molecular function (GO): pyrimidine nucleotide-sugar transmembrane transporter activity
Source: RefSeq, a predicted model, not a curated record